AUGGCAGGCAUUAACUGGUUAGUUUGACCAUAGAGAUGAGAUCAGGACAAGGACCCAAUAGGGGUACUCUUGGUACGGACAAUAAAGGAGACAAGGCACAGCUUUUUUAGCCCUAGCUGAAACUCAAAGGGUAGUUUUGUUAAUCCUCAGUCACUACAGUACAGCAUCACUGCUCAUCAUCUUCCAGACAUCUGCAUGUGACGCACCUCACCAAUAAUGGAACCCCAUCUCAUCGAUCUCUGGUUACACUACCCAAAAACCACCAUAAAGUAGAGAAAAAUAAUAUCAAAAGAUCACAAAAGAUGGUGUCUUUGUGUGUGUGUGUGUGUGUGUGAUAGCCUAAUGACAACAGUUAAAAAAGAUUAUAAUAAAAGGAAGCUUAAGCCAUGUCAGAUUCUUGUCUUUAAAGCAUAGAGCGGAAAACUACAGGAUGGAAAGAAGUGAACUUUUCCAAUCCUUUUUUUUAUUUUUUAACUACAACCCAUGUUCUAUUUCCUUUGUUUUGAUAGCCAAAAUUAGUAUUUUCAAGAUUUGUUUCUUGUGAUAAUUUUCUCUAGAUUUCAAUCUCAUUUCCUGUGAGCAAAAGUUUGUUUCUUUACAUCUCAUUGCCAUUUGGCAUCCAGUUCUUGCAUGUUUCUUCUUGGUUCAUCAGAUCUGAAUGGUUACUGGGGUUGCUGAUUGGAGAGGGUGGAUUCAUGGAGGAUGUGCAGCUGCUUUUGAUAAACAUUCUUGGUUUUUAACUUUUGAAGUCUCUGAAAGUGGGAAUUCAGAUGCCUGUAUGGGACUAGAGAAGGUUCUUGAGGGAAAUUGGCAGUAAUGGAGAAGGUCCAGGGAAGAGGGAUUUGGGGUCUUGUAUUUCUGAUCAUAGUGUUCCUAUCUGUUAGCAGUGGAGAAGCUCAGUCAAAGCCUGUUCUGGUAAACUGUGGUGCAAAUAGCAGUAUUAAUGUGGAUGGUAGGAGAUGGAUUGGUGAUUUGGCCCCAAAUGAUAAUUUCACUGUCAGUUCUCCUGGUGUUGCUGCUACUGAUUCAAAUGCUGAUGGCAAUUCAACCUUAGGGCCACUCUACAAAACUGCCCGGAUUUUCAAUGCUUCGAAUUAUACUUUUGCUGGAAUGCAGGGAAACUACUUUCUUAGACUCCAUUUUUGUCCAUUCCCUUUUGAGAAUUAUAAUGUCAAUGAGUCCUCGUUUAGUGUCGUGGCUAAUGGUCUGAAACUGAUGACUGAGUUCAAUGUUCCGGUCGAGAUUUCAGACAAGAAUUUGCACUUGCAGAAUUCCAACAGCAAUUCAAGUUCUUUGUCCUUGGUCAAAGAGUAUAUUCUAGCAAUCAAUGAUGUUCUUGUGGUUGAAUUUGUUUCAUCUAGGGGAUCAUUCGGGUUCAUAAAUGCCAUAGAGGUUGUCCCUGUGGUUGGCACACUUUUUGCAGACUCAGUUAGUAAAGUGGGUGGAAGUAAUGCCAAUUUCAAUGUAAGUGGACGGGGGAUUGAAACUAUGUAUCGGUUGAAUAUUGGGGGACAGGAGAUCAAAACUAAUCAAGAUUCAGAUCUUUGGAGGAAAUGGGAAAUGGAUUCCAGCUACAUGAUUACAGCAGAUGCUGGUGUUGAAAUCAGGAAUACUUCUAAUGUCACUUAUGCAUCGAACAAUGAUUCCUCGGUGGCUCCACUUCUUGUAUAUGAAACAGCAAGAAUCAUGUCCAACACAGAAGUCUUGGAGAAAAAGUUUAACAUGUCAUGGAAAUUCGAUGUAGAUCCUGAUUUUGAUUAUUUAAUCCGGUUACAUUUUUGUGAGCUGGUAUAUGACAAAGCAAACCAGAGGAUUUUCAGGGUCUAUAUAAACAACAAGACAGCUGCUGAUAGCUUUGAUGUUUAUGUACGGGCAGGAGGGAAGAACAUAGCAUAUCAUCAGGAUUAUUUUGAUACGGUUUCGUCCAAGACCAACACCCUUUGGGUCCAACUGGGUCCUGACACUGCAGUUGGUGCUUCAGGAACUGAUGCUCUCUUGAACGGACUGGAGAUUUUCAAGCUGAGCCGAAGUGCGAAUCUUGCAUAUGCUGACAGAAUUGAUUCAACUGAGAAAUCUGGAAGUCAUUCAAAAUCUUGGAUUCUCUGGCUGGGGGUUGGAGCAGGUGUAGCUUCUGUCCUCAUUAUUGCAAUUACAUUUACUUGCAUCUUUUGCUUCGGCAAAAAUAGAAGAAAACAAAUGAGUGAUGCCAAAGACAACCCUCCUGGAUGGCGGCCACUAUUCAUGCAUGGUGCUGUUGUAAGUAGCAUUGCUAAUAAUAAGGGAGGGGUCCAUUCUCUAAAUGGAUCGUUGGCAGCGUCUACUAGAGUUGGCAGGCGUUUCACCUUGUCAGAGAUUCGUGCGGCAACGAACAAUUUUGAUGACAGUUUGGUGAUAGGAGUUGGAGGCUUUGGUAAAGUAUACAGUGGGAAGAUUGAAGAUGGCACUCUUGCAGCAAUCAAACGGUCAAACCCACAAUCCAAGCAAGGCCUGACUGAAUUUGAAACAGAAAUUGAGAUGCUUUCAAAGUUAAGGCACAGGCAUCUGGUCUCGUUGAUUGGGUUCUGCGAAGAACAGAAUGAGAUGAUCUUGGUUUAUGAGUAUAUGGCAUAUGGAACUCUUCGAAGUCAUCUUUUUGGGAGUGAUUUCCCACCAUUGACAUGGAAGCAGCGACUAGAAGCAUGCAUUGGUGCUGCCAGGGGACUCCAUUACCUCCAUACUGGAGCAGAUCGUGGAAUAAUUCACAGGGAUAUUAAGACAACCAACAUACUGCUUGAUGAAAAUUUUGUAGCAAAAAUGGCAGAUUUUGGGCUGUCUAAAGCUGGUCCAGCUUUGGACCACACACAUGUUAGUACAGCAGUGAAAGGAAGCUUUGGAUAUCUUGAUCCUGAAUACUAUCGUCGACAGCAGUUGACUGAGAAAUCUGAUGUUUACUCAUUUGGCGUGGUGUUGUUUGAAGUUGUUUGUUCUCGACCUGUUAUAAACCCAAGCUUGCCAAAAGACCAGAUCAACCUCGCAGAGUGGGCAAUGAAGUGGCAGCGGCAGAAGUCACUGGAGACCAUCGUUGACCCACGUCUCAGAGGAAAUACUUGCCCUGAGUCAUUGAAGAAGUUUGGAGAGAUAGCAGAAAAAUGCCUUGCUGAUGAGGGGAAGAAUCGUCCAACAAUGGGGGAAGUUCUGUGGCAUUUGGAAUUUGUCUUGCAACUUCAUGAAGCCUGGUUGCGCGCCAAUGCCACCACUGAAACCUCCAUUACUAGUAGUCAAGCAUUGGAGGAUUUGGAACUUAGAGUAGCAGAAGAGGCACGACGCCCCCCUCUCGCCUUGGAAUAAGAGACUGAUAGACCUCAGAAUGAAGGGUGAUGGAGGUCCUGCUGAAACAAUGGUUUUGGCAAAUAGUAUGCUGCAGCUGGAUUUCACAGUGGAAUGGCCCGAGUGCCUAGCGAAAGCUAGAAAUUAUAUUCAUUACAAUGUUUUUAUCAUUAUGGUCCUAAAUUCUUUUAUUUUGUUCAAUCAGAUUAUGUGCUUGAGGUAACUGUUAUUAUGUCCAUAUCAACUUUACUAGCAAGUGGAGUGAAGUAAGGCAUGAUCUUCAUAGUGUUUUAUAUUUUAUUCUCUGUAA
Populus nigra (black poplar) is the source of this 3616-nucleotide messenger RNA. RefSeq names its product probable receptor-like protein kinase At1g30570. Gene Ontology annotation, cellular component: plasma membrane; plasmodesma. NCBI's taxonomy places the organism in Eukaryota, Viridiplantae, Streptophyta, Magnoliopsida, Malpighiales, Salicaceae. Gene Ontology annotation, biological process: protein autophosphorylation. The coding region runs from base 817 to 3327 and encodes 836 amino acids. The record is from RefSeq and is a predicted model, not a curated record. Gene Ontology annotation, molecular function: ATP binding; transmembrane receptor protein tyrosine kinase activity. The transcript has 2 exons.